This is a messenger RNA of Trifolium pratense (red clover), 1889 nucleotides long. Its product is annotated as polyphenol oxidase A1, chloroplastic-like. The record is from RefSeq and is a predicted model, not a curated record. The coding region runs from base 39 to 1817 and encodes 592 amino acids. Gene Ontology annotation, biological process: pigment biosynthetic process. Gene Ontology annotation, molecular function: catechol oxidase activity. The transcript is spliced from 2 exons. NCBI's taxonomy places the organism in Eukaryota, Viridiplantae, Streptophyta, Magnoliopsida, Fabales, Fabaceae.
GUGCCAAAUAUCAAGACACAAAAACAAGAUAGCUCAACAUGGCAUCUAUCUCAUCCUCACCUCUCUCACUGUCCUUCAAUGUCUCUUUCAAUUUCAAUACAUCGUCCUCUUUACUAUAUCCAUUAUCCCAAAAACAACACCAACCUUCUAAAAAUAGAAAACCAAAGUACCAUCAAAUAUCAUGCACUUCCAAUGAUACUAACCAAAAUAGCCCUAAAGAACAAGAACAAAAACCAUCACCUAGAAGAAAUGUUCUAAUAGGUAUAGGAGGACUUUAUGGUGCUACCACUCUCACAAACAACAACUCAUUAGCCUUUGGUGCUCCAGUGCCAAUUCCAGAUCUCACCGCAUGUAAAGUUCCAACACAUUUACCAGAAAAUUUACCUCAAAUCAGUUGUUGUCCACCAUUUUCAACAGACAUCAUAGAUUUUAAGUUCCCUACUUUUAAAAAAUUAAGGGUAAGACCAGCUGCACAAUUAGUUAAUGAUGAUAAUUUUGCAAAAUACAAUAAAGCCCUUGAACUAAUGAAAGCCCUACCAGAUGAUGAUCCAAGAAGUUUUACCCAACAAGCUAACAUUCAUUGUGCUUAUUGUGUUGGUGGUUAUACACAAGAAGGGUACCCUGGCCUUGAACUAAGUGUUCAUAAGUCUUGGCUAUUUUUGCCUUUCCAUCGUUGGUAUCUUUAUUUUUAUGAGAGAAUCUUAGGUAGUUUAAUCAAUGAUCCUACUUUUGCCAUACCCUUUUGGAAUUUUGAUGCUCCUGAUGGCAUGCAAAUUCCUUCCAUUUAUACAAAACCAAAUUCUUCCCUUUAUGACUGUAAAAGAGAUCCCAAACAUCAACCACCAACACUCAUUGACCUAGCGUUUAACAGAAACAACCCUAAUCCUAAUCCCAGUGUAGAAACCAACCUUUCUACAAUGUAUAAUACAAUGUUCUCCAAUGGCGCGACCAGUAUACAAUUUCAUGGAAGCCCUUAUCGCGCCGGCGACCAACCUGACCCAGGUGCCGGCUCAAUAGAAAAUAGUCCACAUAAUCCUAUUCAUGUAUGGUGUGGUGAUCCAGGACAGCCUAAUAGAGAGGACAUGGGACAUUUCUAUUCCUCCGGAAGAGAUCCACUUUUUUAUGCUCUCCAUGCAAAUGUGGAUAGGUUGUGGUCUAUUUGGAAAACAUUAGGUGGAAAAAGAAAGGAUCCCAAUGAUGAUGAUUGGUUAGAGACUUCAUUUCUCUUUUAUGAUGAAAAUAAGAAUCUUGUUAAAGUGAAAGUCAAGGAUGGUCUUGAUGAAAGAAAGCUAGGUUAUUGUUAUCAAGAUGUUGACAUUCCUUGGAUAAAUUCUAAACCUAAACCUGCUAGUAGAAGAGUUCAGUCUAAGGGUAAGUUGUUAACACCGAGAAAAUUUGUUGAUAAGUUUCCUAUUGUUUUGGAUUCGGUUGUGAGUACUAUCGUGAAGAGGCCACAGAAGUCGAGGAGUUCGAAGGAGAAAGAAGAUGAAGAGGAGAUUUUGGUGAUAGAUGGGAUCGAGUUUGAUAGCAACAUUGAAGUGAAGUUUGAUGUUAUUGUGAAUGAUGAAGAUGAUAAGGUGAUUGGAGUUGGAAAUACCGAGUUUGCUGGAACCUUUGUGAGUUUGCUUCAUGGACAUAAUCACGAAAACAAUAAGAAGGAGAAGAAGAAGAAUACUGUUACUUGUUUGAGACUUGGAUUAACCAAUUUGUUGGAAGAUUUGAAAGCCGAUGAUGAUGAUAGUAUUGUGGUUACAUUGAUUCCUAGAUAUGGGGAUGGUGUCAAAAUUAGUGGCAUCAAGAUAGAAUUUGAAAAUUGAAAAAAUUGUUAGUUUCCUUUAUCAUCUUUUGUUUUCUUGUCAAAUAAAUGGUGCAAUUCCAUUCUCAAGUUG